This is a messenger RNA of Aspergillus caelatus, 921 nucleotides long. Its product is annotated as alpha/beta hydrolase. NCBI's taxonomy places the organism in Eukaryota, Fungi, Ascomycota, Eurotiomycetes, Eurotiales, Aspergillaceae. The transcript has 3 exons. Bases 1 to 921 code for a protein of 306 amino acids. The record is from RefSeq and is a predicted model, not a curated record.
AUGAAUGCUCGUGAAUAUAUCUAUAAGAAAGGUAAUGAAGGUGAAGAUAUUCUUACCGAUGUUUACUGGUCAGAAAUACCCUCCAAAUGUAGCAGUCCUAUUGCAAUUAUCUACCAUGCCGGCGGUUUUGUCAAAUGGUCUAAAGAGGUCGUUCCAAAAUCCGAAAUCUCUGCUUUAGCAAAGAUAGGAUUCGUGGUAAUAGUGCCGAACUACAGACUAUGUCCACAAAUUUCUGUCUACAAUGGUCCGAUCACAGAUUCUAGAGAUUGUUUGGUAUGGGCAGCUAACGAGUUGCCCGCAUUGUUGCAAAAUGAGUCUGUGGAAGUAGACCCGACUCGAAUUGUUACUAUGGGACAUUCCGCAGGCGGAACAUUGGCUUUAUUGAUGGGAUCUGCGCCCGAAGUCCCAGUCACAGCGGUUCUUGACUUCUAUGGCCUCAAGUACUUUUCCGAUCCGACGUGGCGACUACCUAUUCCCGAGUUUGAACAAUCAUCCUCUUGGCCACAGGAGUAUAUUGAUAAGGUUUACGAGGGGCACCAAGUUUCUGCAUCGCCGCGUUUCUUAGGGGGCGAUACUCUUCCUCCGAGGGAUGCAUGGUUCGCUACUCAUAUGAAACAAGGAACCUUGUUGGAUGAGCUAGUCCAGAAUGAAGAUAAGAGCUGUAUUGAUGGUACGGCUCGGUUUUCGACCUCGUUUCCACGAACCAUGUUUAUUCAUGGAACAGCAGAUAAAGUGACGAACCAUCGUUUUAGUGAACAGGCUCAUGAAGAGUUGAUGAGGUUGGGGGUCGUUACAGAUCUGUUACUGGCAGAUGGUGAGGAGCAUGUGUUUGACUUGACCUUGGAAGAAGAUGACAUGAGCUUUGUUAAGUAUGUCCUACCAGGGUUGAAGUUCCUUGCCCGGGCAGUAGGAUUGCUGUAA